UUCACUCGUCCUUGAAACUUGAGGUACUGAUUCUAUCUCUCAUCCACAUCUUAGUUCAUGUUCGAGUUUCUCUGGUCUCUUACUCUUUCACCUAGAAAUUUGUUUGGUCUCCCAACAACAUAAACGCAUGUAUACAUUUUCAUGUGUCUUUGUAAGGAUAUUGAUUCAUUUUUUUGGGCAAAUAGAUAAUCAAUUCAAUGCUAUGUUUUGUCUGAAAUGUGCAGCUUCAAUUACAAAGAAUGGCUGCUUCAAGUGCUGUCACCGCAAACUACGUCCUCAAGCCACCUCCAUUCGCACUGGAACGGGUCAAGUUGGGUGGUCCAUAUUGGGUAAAGGCCGUGAAUGUUCUAGUUGGAUGCUUUGGAGCCGCAUAUGAGCAAACAAACUCUGGAGUUUCACUGGGGAAAACAUCACAGAGCUUACGUGGACAACCUCAAGAAACAGGUUCUUGGAACCGAGCUUGAAGGCAAGCCCUUAGAGCACAUUAUCCACAGCACUUACAACAAUGGUGAUCUCCUCCCUGCUUUCAACAACGCUGCUCAGGCGUGGAACCACGAGUUCUUCUGGGAGUCAAUGAAACCAGGUGGUGGAGGAAAACCAUCAGGAGAGCUUCUUGCUUUGCUUGAAAGAGAUUUCACUUCUUAUGAGAAGUUCUAUGAAGAGUUCAAUGCUGCUGCAGCCACUCAGUUUGGAGCUGGCUGGGCCUGGCUUGCUUAUUCAAAUGAAAAACUCAAAGUAGUGAAAACUCCCAAUGCUGUGAAUCCCCUUGUGCUCGGCUCUUUCCCAUUGCUUACCAUUGAUGUCUGGGAGCAUGCUUACUACCUUGACUUCCAGAACCGAAGACCAGAUUACAUAAAGACAUUCAUGACCAAUCUUGUGUCUUGGGAAGCUGUAAGUGCCAGACUUGAGGCCGCCAAGGCUGCUUCUGCUUAAGCAAAUUUCUGAACAAUUUGACUUCAGUGACAGUGAGUUCUGCAUCACCGAAGUCUCUUAUAAAAUAUUGGUCGCUGUAAUAAGGACACAGCUCUCUUGUUGUGUAUGUGUCACAGAGUUCUUCAUUUUGCUUGUGUAAUGAACAAUUAAACAUGCUCUUUUCUGAGUGUGUGUGCGUUUUGUGUGUGUCAAGUUUUUCAUCGUCUCCUUUAUUAAACUCAAAUUGGCACCUACCAUCAGUAAUUCAUAGUUUGGCAUGGCCCAUUAUUCAAUUGGACAUUUAUAGUUGUAAUAACGUGGAUGCCCCUGUCCCAUUAAAAAAUCACAAUUCAUCACCAUAGCUGUUAAC
This is a messenger RNA of Arabidopsis thaliana (thale cress), 1282 nucleotides long. It is a transcript of the gene FSD1, whose product is annotated as Fe superoxide dismutase 1. The record is from RefSeq and is marked reviewed. Gene Ontology annotation, cellular component: plasma membrane; chloroplast stroma; chloroplast membrane. Gene Ontology annotation, molecular function: metal ion binding; superoxide dismutase activity. The transcript is spliced from 8 exons. Gene Ontology annotation, biological process: response to light stimulus; superoxide metabolic process. Bases 373 to 933 code for a protein of 186 amino acids. NCBI's taxonomy places the organism in Eukaryota, Viridiplantae, Streptophyta, Magnoliopsida, Brassicales, Brassicaceae.